AUGUCCACCCGUAAGAGAAAGCAAGAAGCCGAGGAGGAGGAAGAGCUCCAGGCGCUUCCUAGCGACGAGAGCGAAGAGGAAGAAGAAUAUGAGGACUCCGACGUAGGCGAAAGCGCAGGCGAAGAAGAAAGCGAGUCAGAAGCGAGCGCCGAAGAAGGAGACGAAGAGGAAGAAGAGGAAGAAGGUGCUCCUCAAGAGAAAGGUUCGCUCCCUGCCAUUCUCUCCAUCUUCACCCUACCCUCGAAAGACAACAAUGCUAACGUGUAUUCCUACCACCUAGGCCCUCCCGCCCCGAAGAAGCGAAAGACAGCCACCGCGCCCGAGGGUGAGGGUGAAGGUGAAGAGAAGGAAGAGGUGAAGGAGAAGAAGAAUGGCAAGGACACUGGCGAGAAUGGUGUCGAGGAUGACAAGGAGGGAGAGGAGGCAGGCGAAGACGAGGAGGAAGAGGCGGAAGAGAAAGACGAGGGCGCUGAAAAGACGGAAAAGAGCAGCGGCCCUGCUGCUGCGGCGAAGAAAGCCAAGGGCGAUGUUGUGCCUAAAGAGAAAGAGGUGGAUUCUGAUGCUUUGGAGGCGGAUGAGUGA
This is a messenger RNA of Aspergillus campestris IBT 28561, 582 nucleotides long. RefSeq lists its product as uncharacterized. Lineage: Eukaryota; Fungi; Ascomycota; Eurotiomycetes; Eurotiales; Aspergillaceae. The record is from RefSeq and is a predicted model, not a curated record. The transcript has 2 exons. Bases 1 to 582 code for a protein of 193 amino acids.